Chlamydomonas reinhardtii is the source of this 6395-nucleotide messenger RNA. RefSeq lists its product as uncharacterized. The transcript is spliced from 20 exons. The record is from RefSeq and is a predicted model, not a curated record. NCBI's taxonomy places the organism in Eukaryota, Viridiplantae, Chlorophyta, Chlorophyceae, Chlamydomonadales, Chlamydomonadaceae. Bases 245 to 6067 code for a protein of 1940 amino acids.
GCAUAGUAGCCUGCUCAGCAGGAACACUCACAGUAUGUUUUAUUGCACCUGAUGGCUUGAUACUUCUGCCCAGCCCUCCGAACCUUGCUCGAAGUUUAUCAAGUCGUCACCCUUCUCUCAUUUCCUUUGUUGGUCAGGAAAGGCUUCUGUAACAUACUUAAGAAAUGUACUUAGAAAUUGAUAUUGACUAGCAAGUCCAGCGUGCAGCGUGCACAAAGGUCCGGGUGCGCUAGGGCACAGGAUUAUGGCUUUAACAGCUGAGGAGGCAUACUUGGAGGAGCUCUGGCGCGAAGAAGAUGAGCAAAGCGAGGAGGCGACGGCGAUGCAGCAAAUGCUGGCGCACCAGCAUGAGCAGCAGCACGAUGCCCUGCCCAGUUACCAAGAGCUCAUGGGACAGGGCUCCCCGGCCGUCACCCUUCGCCGAGCGAAGGCUGCGGCAGCAGCCAACGGCACGAGCAGCCCGGGCAUCCGGGGCAGCCCCAGCCCAGCACGCGGCCCCGGUGGGCGCCUGCCCUCCCUCGCCAUGGGCCCCACCGUGGGCGCCAACGUGGAGCAGCUGAAACGGCGGCUGCAGACGGUGGUUGCGGAAGUGGAGGGGCACCAGCAGCGGUACGACAAGGUGCUACUAGAGGCCAACAAGGCCACGGACCUGGUGCACAGCAUGGAGGCCGAGAUAGAGUCGCUGUACGUGGAGGCGGAGGAGCUCGCCCGGCGCGUGCCGCCGGCCGCGGAGCGGCAGCGCCAGGUGGCGACGUGGCUGGCGCAGCGCUCGGCCGCGCUGGAGGCUCAGCGGCAGGUGCUGGGCGGCAAGCAGCUGGAGCUGAUAGAGGCGGAGGCGGCGCUGCGGGCGGCGGAGACGGAGCUGGACUUCAUGGCGGAGGCGCGGAACGAGAUCGCGGCGGCGCAGGCCGCGGAGACGGCUGCGCUGAGCGCCGCGGCCGCCACGCUGCGGGGCAAGGAGGACAAGGCGGUGGCUGGCUACCGGCGCAAGCAGGCGGCGGAGGCGGCGCGGCUGGCGGACGUGGCGGCGGCGGCGGAGGAUCUGGCGCAGAGGCGGAUACAGGCCGCGGAGGAGGCUCAGGCCCAGGCCAUGGAGCGGCUGAAGGCCAACACGGAGCGCAUCCGGGAGGGCAUUGCCUCUGGCCGCGACCUGCUGGCGGCGGAGCAGAGCCGCCGGCGGGAGGCCGUGCUGGGGCUCAAGGAGAGCCUGGCGGCGGUGCAGGCUGACGUGGCACAGCAGGCGGAGCUGGCGCGGGUGCUGCAGCGGCAGCGGCGAGACCUGCAGGAGAAGGAGUUCGGCGCCCUGGUGGAGGCCGGGAUGAACCCGUACGAGGUGUUCCGGCGGCGGGACCAGGAGGCGGCGGCGGCGCGGCAGCACGAGGCCAUCACGUCCAACAUCGCCACGCGGCAGCUGGAGGUGGCAGCGCAGCUGGCGCGGGAGCAGGAGGCGUAUGCGCAAAAGCUGGCGGCUCGGAAGCGGGAGAAGAAGACGCGGGAGAUUUUCGACCGUGAGAUGGGACCGGCGGCGCAGCAGGCGCGUACGGAGGCCUACAUGCAGGCACACACCGUGGGCGGCGUGUCCAUGCUGGACCCCACUGGCCGGGUGCAGCCCUUCCCAUCGGAGGCCGUGGUGGUGAAGACGCGGCGCUUCGGCCGCGGCGGCGCGCCUGAGGAGGUGCUGCAGCAGCAGCUGCAGCGGUUGGGGGAUGACACGCAGCCCAAGCAGCUGCUGCUGCCGGCCAAGUACCGCAACACGGCGGACACGGACGCGGCGGCGGUGGCGGGGCUGGGGCGCGGCGGCGGCAGUGACGACGAGGACGGCAUGGGCUCGCCGCCGCGCUCGCCGUCGCUCACGCAGCAGCUGGCGGCGACGCAGCAGUCGCUCACCGCGACCGCCAGCCUGGCGCAGCAGCAGCAGCAGGCGGCGGGCGACCGGUACAAGCAGCUGGCGACGCGGGCGCUGACGAAGCACGAGCAGGGGCUGAUGGAAGCUGCCAAAACGCGGCACAAGGGCGGCAUUGGCGCGCCGCAGACACAAAUGGGGCGAACCUUCGGUGGCGACGCCUUCCUGCCCUCUCCGGCGGUGGUGGAGUUCAAGGACUUCGACGUGGGGCGCACGGUGUCAGCCAGCGUGCAGAUCAUCAACCGGUCCUACAAGAAGAACACCUUCCGCGUUACGGGCAUCCCGGUGGAGUACUGCGACGUGCUGGACUUCGCCUACAAGCUGCCCGGCUACCUGGCGCCGGGCGUGUCAGGCGAGGUGGUCAUUAGCUUCACGCCCAAGGCGCCCGUGGACAUCGACACCAGCCUACAGCUGCUGGCGGACACCGGCCCCUUCGAGGUGCCCAUCCGCUGCCGCACCAAGCGUGCUGCGCUGUCGGUGUCGCCGUCGGCGGUGGACUUUGGCGCGGGCGUGACGCUGGGCGAGUGCGCCACCCGCACCUUCACCAUCGCCAACGACGGAGCUCUAGAGGUCGAGUUCCGGCUCGACAGCCCACAGCUUUCCGAGGACGAGCGAGCGCUGCUCAAGUCCACAGCAAACAUGGCUCACCUCAUGACUUCGGCAACAGUGGCGGCCGCAGCCGCGGCCGCAGCCGCCACGGCCUCCGGCCAGGGGCCGCGCUCCGCGCGCUCUUUUGCCAACAUGGGCGUGGCGGACGGCGCGGCGCCGGAGACGGACACGGGGCCGCUGGUGGCGCCGCGCGAGGAGCGGCGUCUGGCGCACGGCGGGUUCACGGUGUUCCCGUGCGUGGGCCACCUCAAGGGCUACAGCAAGGUGACCUUCACCGUGACCUUCGCCCCGGUGGUGGCGGCGCCUGCCAAGCUGCUGCUGCACGCCUCCUACAAGGCGCCGGCCAUGAAGCGGCUGGCGCUGCCACACCACGAGGUGACGCUGACCGGCACCGGCCGCGACGUGCCCGUGUAUGUGGAGCGGCCGCUCAUCGACUUCCAGUGCUGCAUGCUGGGCCACUUGUACAGGGACGUGCUGGUGGUGCGCAACGGCGGCAAGAGCGCCAUGAAGGUGAUGGUGGUGCCGCGGCCCGAGCUGGAGGGCUUCUUCGAGUUCAGCCCAGACUUCGGCUUCGUGCAGGCCGGCGACUCGUUCCCGAUCACCAUUCGCUUCAAGCCCACGCCGGCGCUGCUGCACGCCUGCCGCAAGCAUGUUGUGGAACCGGAGGAGGAGCAGAUCCUGGAGAUCGGCAUGCGGCUGUCGGUGCCCGACCAGUCGCUGCCGGUGCCCUUCACACUGCGGGCCCAGAUCACCAACACCGACCUGCUCUUCCAGCCUCCCGCACUGGACUUCGGGGACUGUGUCAUGGGCGAGCGCACAGCUGUAAAGCUGCUGGUCCGCAACCCGGGGCGCCUGCCGCAGACGUUUGGGUUCGUGGGCCUGCCAUCGGGGCUGCAUUUCACGCCCAACGACGGCUUUGGCUACGUGUUGCCUGGAGAGGCGUUGGAGCGGCUGGUGUCGUUCCAGCCGCCCAUCGCCGGGCCGCAGACUUUCAGCAUUACCGCCAAGACGCUGGCGGGCCGCUCCUUCACGCUGCCCUGCCGCGCCAACGGCGUGGCGCCGCCAGUGGUGCUCUCGAGCAACCGCGUGCGCAUGCCCGCAACCCCCAUCGGCGACACACGCACCGUGUCGGUCGUACUCAUCAACAAAACCGACCAGCCGCAGUCGUACGAGUUCGCCGUACCGGCCGACAGCGAUCUCACACUCAGCCCGCAUGUGGGGCGGGUGCCGCCGCAGUCGCGGCUGCGAGUGCAGAUCGACUACAGCCCGCGGCCGCCGGUGGACGGCGAGCAGCAAGGCGCGCUGCCGCCGCCGUCGGCGCCAAACACCGCGCGCGGGCCGCGCGACGGCGGCGGCGGCGGCGCCAUGGCCAACGGCAACGGUUCCGGGGGGUACGAGCAUUACAACGACGACGGGGAGCCGGAGGACGGGGAGGGGGACGCGGAUGGGCACACGGACACGGAUUCCUUUCAGUCGCCGUCAGCACGCGCAUCGCCCGUGCAGCCGCUGGGGCGCGGCGGGCGUGGCGGGCGCGGCGGCGCCGCUGGUGAGGACGAGGACGAGGAUGAGGACGCCGGCGAGCUGCCGGUGCGGGGCAAGUCCUCCAGCUCUUCAAAGGCCAGCAGCGGGCGGCGCUCGUCCUCGCCACAGUUAGGCGGGCGGCAGGGCCUGGCGAUGGGCCGCAUCAAUGAGGUCCCGGAUGAUGACGAUGCUGACGCGGAGGCGGAGGCCGCCGCGGAGGCGGAGCAGCGCACAGCGCUGGCGGCGUUGAAGCGCAUUCAAAGCAUGGGCGGCGGCGACCCGGGCUGGUACCGAUGGCGCGAGCACGCCAUCACCUGCUACAUCAAACCCCAGUCCCAAAACCCCACGCCGUCGCAGUCCCAGUCCGGGCAAGCGCCAGCAGCCUCCGCCCCCUCGGACGGCGCCUCUGGCGCCGCCGCCGCCGCAGAAACCGCUGCCUCCUCGGGUCCGGCGGCGGCGCCGCCGCCGCAGGAGAUCCACCUGCAGGUGGCCACGUGCGCCGUACUGCCGGAUCUGGUGCUGCUGGCGCCGCCCGACCUGCCGUACGUGCCGCUGCACCAGUGCCACUGCCUGGACUUUGGGCCGGUGCCGGUGGGGCAGCGCGUGGUGCGGCGACUGGAGCUGGCCAAUGAGGGCGAGGAGCCGCUGGUGCUGGGAGCCGAGUCGAUGGACAGCAGAGAGGUGUUUGGGCUGGUGAACGCGCUGCGGCCGGUGCGGCCGGGCGCCAGCUUCCGUGUGAUGGUCAGCUUCACGCCCCAGGCGCGGACCGAGUACCUCGAAGUUCUGGUGCUCAAGUCUGCCCGCACGCGGCUGCGGCUCGCGCUCAAGGGCGCCGGCAUUGCGCCCGAGCUGCAGCUGGGGCCCGAGGGCGUCACCGCCACCGGCCUGGAUAUGGGCGACGUGCUGGUGGGCGAGGCCGCCGCCCGCACCCUCACCGUCACCAACGUGUGCCCCUUCCCGCUGUCCUUCACCAUGCGCCUGGCCGGCAAGGCCUCCGCGGCCGACCCCAACCCGACCAUGCGCCAGGCGUUCUCCUGCCACCCGGCGGAGGGCACGCUGGCGCAGGGCGAGAGCUGCGAGGUGGCUGUGAGCUUCACGCCCUUCAGCCAGCGGCCCUACUUCGAGGACGUGCUGCAGGUUGUGGUGCCCAACCAGCAGGACCAGUUGCUGGUGCCGCUGCGUGGCCGCGGCUGGCGGGAGGCGGUGUUCGUGGCGGGGCCCGACUACCCCGAGCCCCAGCCCGACCCCUUCCUGCUGCACCACCUCGCAAAGCAGGCCGGUGUGGCGCUGCCGCCCUCCGUCUCCGGCGGCGGCGCCGCCGCAGGCGGCGCUGCCGUGGCGGCAGCAGCAGCAGGCGACAAGCCCUCCACCCCGGCACCCGGCAUCAAGCCGCCGGCGACACCGCCUGGCGGCGCCAGCAAGGGCAAGGCGGCGGCAGCGGCCGCCGCCGCGGCCGCGGCGGCCGCCGCCGGCGCGUCCGAGCCUCGCGAGCUCACGCUAAACUUCCCGCACGCCAUCUACCCGGGCGAGGUCGCCACUGCGUCGUUCGACGUGGGGUCGCUCAAGAGCACUGCCAGCGGCUCCGCGCCGGGCGAGGUGGGCGUGGCAGAGCUGCCGGCGGAGGCGCGCGAGGCAGGCUGGGCCGUCACCGACCCGCCCACCGCCGGCGCCGGAGGCGGCGGCAAGGUGCCGCUGGCGGCGGGCGAGCGCAAGCCCAUCACUUUGUCGUACUCGGCGCCGGCGGCGCCGCAUCCCGGCAUGGUGGCGGCGUACGGGCACGCCGAGUACCGCGUGCUGAAGCUGCAGCUGACGCUCAAGGGCGGGCUGGCGGCGCUGUCAGGCGGGCCGGAGGGGCGCAAGGUGGUGGUGGCGGCGCGCUGCCGGCUGCUGCCCGGGUCACGGCCGCCAGGGGAGCCGGUGCCGCCGGGCGUCACCCCCGCGCCGGAGCCGGUGGCGGCGUCGGGUCCAGGAGCAGGCGCGGCAGGGGUGAAGAAGCUGGUGCCACCGCCGUCGCCGCCGAAGAAGGCGGUGUAAUGCGGUGCAACAGCAGACGAUGGGUGUCUUUUUUGCGGGGUUAGGUGUACAAUUUUUGGCAUUGAGGGUUGUGUGGGCUUGCUGAGGGAGCGGUUUGGAGGCCCGAACACGCGAUGGAACGGACAUACCGUGAGCGGGUACUAGAGCAGGUAGGGCUGUCGCUCAGAGCAGGUGGGAGGUGGAUGAGUCGCGGUGCUCGCCCAGAGGAGCACGUAGCUGCGGCGUUACACCUGUGGUUUGACCGCACGUGUGGAGCAGCGUGCAAGGGAAGACGACAUGGGAUUCAAACCAUUCCAUGUUCACAACGGUGCCUCAAACAAAGUCCAAG